UCUCAGGACACAUCGUCCCGCAUUGCAACACUUCUUUUCCAUCUCGAUUUUUGCUUCCUUUCACCCUAGCGUCGCUUUGAUGACUGUUCUCUGGCACCGUUAGGUCGCCAGAUAUUUCCAUCGCCCUUUUUCGGUCAUUUAAACAACUUCGUUGUUGCCGCGCGUCUUCGAAUUGCGCAACGGCGCAAUCAUGGCUCCCGGCUGGCUAUCCACAGCCUGCUGGAGGCACCUGCCUGUCAUUGUCGCCGCCCUCACUCUCCCAUGGACGCCGACAGUAGCUGCCGCCGAUAAGGCGGCCGGCGACUACUUCGUCCACUCGCUUCCCGGCGCACCCGAGGGACCUCUAGUGAAGAUGCAUGCUGGGCACAUCGAAAUCAACCCCGAAACCAAUGGCAACCUAUUCUUUUGGCAUUUCCAGAACAAGCACAUUGCGAACAAGCAGCGGACCGUAAUCUGGCUGAACGGCGGGCCGGGAUGCAGUUCCGAGGACGGCGCAUUGAUGGAGAUCGGCCCCUACCGACUGAAGGACGACAAGACGCUGGUCUACAACGACGGUGCUUGGAACGAGUUUGCGAACGUGCUGUUCGUCGACAAUCCGGUUGGCACCGGCUAUAGCUAUGUCGAUACCGACUCCUAUGUGCGCGAACUCGACGAGAUGGCCGAACAAUUUGUGAUCUUCAUGGAGAAGUGGUAUGCUCUGUUCCCAGAGUAUGAACACGAUGAUCUCUACUUCGCCGGAGAGUCGUACGCUGGCCAGUAUAUUCCCUACAUCGCAAAACACAUCCUCGCCCGGAACAAGCUGCCCGGCACAAAUCACAAGUGGAAUCUGAAGGGCUUGCUCAUUGGCAACGGUUGGAUAUCGCCGCCCGAGCAGUACGAGGCGUACCUCCAGUUCGCCUUCGAGAAGGGCUUGGUGCAAAAGGGGAGCGACAUCGCCAACAAGCUCGAGGUCCAGCUUCGCAUUUGCCAAAAAGAGCUCGCCGUCGGAGAGAGCGCCGUCGACCAGGCGGAAUGCGAGAAGAUCCUCCAAGAAAUCCUGAAACUCACGGCUACGCGCGGCAAGGACAACAAGCUCGAGUGCUACAACAUGUAUGACGUGCGCCUGAAGGACGUCUACCCAUCCUGCGGCAUGAACUGGCCAGCCGACCUGACCCACGUCACUCCGUACCUCCGCCGUCAUGACGUGGUCCAAGCCCUCCACGUCAACGCCAACAAGGUCACCGGCUGGACCGAAUGCGACGGCCAAGUAGGCCAUAAGUUCAACCCCGUCAAUGCCAAGCCCUCGAUCGAUCUCCUCCCGGACAUCCUCAGCGAGAUUCCCAUCAUGCUCUUCUCGGGCGCCGAAGACCUCAUCUGCAACCACAUGGGUACCGAAGCCCUGAUUAGCCGCAUGGCCUGGAACGGCGGCCGCGGCUUCGAGGUCUCCCCGGGCAACUGGGCGCCCCGCCGCGACUGGACCUUUGAGGGCGAGGACGCCGGCUUCUGGCAGGAGGCCCGCAACCUCACGUACGUCGUCUUCUACAACGCCUCCCACAUGGUACCCUUCGACUACCCGCGCCGCACUCGCGACAUGCUCGACCGCUUCAUGGGCGUUGACAUCAGCUCUAUCAGCGGCGACCCCACCGAUUCCCGCCUCGAUGGCGAGAAGGGGCCUGAGACUACCGUCGGUGGCACCGCCGGCAACGGCACCGCCGAUCAGGACGCCGAGAAGGCCAAGCUGAGCGCCGCCAAGUGGGAGGCCUACCGCCGCUCGGGCGAGAUCGUGCUGGUCAUCGUCGCCGUCGCCGCCGCCGCCUGGGGUUACUUUGUCUGGCGCGAGCGCCGCAAGAGGCGUGGGUACCAGGGCCUGGCGGGCGCCGAGAACGGGUCUGCCGCGGGCAGGAUGGGUGGGAAUUCCAGCUCGUCCGAGAGGCUGGGCUUCCGCAACCCCCGCGGCGCGAGGGGUCGGGGGGACGUCGAGGCCGGUGACUUUGACGAGACGCAGUUGGAUUCGCUGCAUGUGCGCUCGCCUGCUGAGGGGCAGGAAGAUACGCGGUACAGCCUUGGGGAUGUGAGUGACGAUGAGGAGGAGGAGGAGGAGGAUAAGAACGCAGGAGGCGCGAAGGGGAAUGAGAAGGGAACUGAGAAGGCAGCUGGGGCUUCAUGAUCUGUUAAAACAGUUGGGUGAGGAGGUGUGGAAGAUAAGGUGUUUCAUCUCGUACAUAGGACAUUCAUGGGCGGCGCGUUGUAGAUCGAUGGGUUGGGCCAUGGCGUAAAUGGGAAUGGAAUGCUUCAAUAUCUGCGUGUUAGUCACUGUUGGGAAAACCACCUUGGGCAACGCAUCCCAAUGGCUAUUCCGUGAGUCACAUCAAGUGGUCCAUUAACCGGGUUAAACCAUUGUGGUUGUAUGUAGUUCA
Molecule: messenger RNA, 2396 nt
Organism: Chaetomium fimeti
Lineage: Eukaryota; Fungi; Ascomycota; Sordariomycetes; Sordariales; Chaetomiaceae
Product: pheromone-processing carboxypeptidase KEX1
Exons: 3
Coding region: 191-2146 (651 amino acids)
Biological process (GO): apoptotic process; proteolysis
Cellular component (GO): trans-Golgi network
Molecular function (GO): serine-type carboxypeptidase activity
Source: RefSeq, a predicted model, not a curated record